UAUGCAAAUGAAUAAACUGACCCUCAGGAAACCCCAUACUGAAAUACAUGUCCUCACUUUGACUUGAAUCCACCAACAAGAGAAAUGACAGUCAUGAAUCCGGGCAAUGCAAGCAUUCCAAAGUUCUUCAUCCUAUUGGGUUUCUCUGACCAUCCCUGGUUGGAAAUGCCACUCUUCAUAAUGGUGCUUGUGGCUUACAUCUGCACACUAGUGGGAAACAUCUCCAUUAUUGUUGUGUCCAAGGUGGAUCCUCAUCUUGACAGCCCUAUGUACUUCUUCCUUUCCAACCUCUCCUUUCUGGACCUGUGUUUUACCACAACCACCAUCCCUCAGCUGCUGGUGAACCUCUGGGGCCCAGAUAAGUCCAUCAGCUAUGGAGGCUGUGUGGCCCAGUUCUAUGUGUUUCACUUCCUGGGAGCCACAGAAUGCAUCAUCUUGGCGGUCAUGUCUUUGGAUCGGUACAUAGCCAUCUGCAAGCCCUUGAGGUACCCAGCUAUCAUGCAUCAGAGACUCUGUGUGUCCCUAGUGGCCAUGGUGUGGAUAAGUGGCUUGGCUAACUCCUUGCUUCAGGCAUCCCUCACUGUCCAACUGCCACUUUGUGGUAACAACAAGGUGGAUGACUUCCUGUGUGAGAUUCCAGUGAUGAUCAAGAUGUCCUGUGUUGACACCACUUUCAAUGUAACUAUGCUCUCUGUCGUGGUGACAUUAUUUACCUUGAUUCCUUUGUCUCUUAUUCUUGUCUCCUAUGGGUUCAUUGUAGCUACAGUGCUCAGAAUUCGUUCAUCAACAGGAAAGAAGAAGGCCUUCAACACCUGUGGCUCUCAUGUUAUUGUUGUCUGUCUCUUCUAUGGGCCAGUAAUGUGCAUUUAUGUGCAACCUUUUGGUACUAACUCCCAGGACAAGAACAAACUCAUGGCCCUGUUCUACAGUCUGCUGACUCCUAUGCUUAACCCUUUUAUCUAUACUUUGAGGAACAAGGACAUGAAAGGGGCAAUAAGGAGACUUCUCCUCCCAUUGAGCCAUCAGGGAAGAGAAUAA
Acinonyx jubatus (cheetah) is the source of this 1038-nucleotide messenger RNA. RefSeq names its product olfactory receptor 2B11-like. Gene Ontology annotation, cellular component: membrane. The coding region runs from base 85 to 1038 and encodes 317 amino acids. Lineage: Eukaryota; Metazoa; Chordata; Mammalia; Carnivora; Felidae. Gene Ontology annotation, molecular function: olfactory receptor activity; G protein-coupled receptor activity. Gene Ontology annotation, biological process: G protein-coupled receptor signaling pathway. The record is from RefSeq and is a predicted model, not a curated record. The transcript has a single exon.